AUGUUGCUCCGCUUACUGAUAAUCGCACUCGCCCAUGGUGUCUGGGCCAAACCCGAGGAUGGGCGGUGUGUAACGGCUGUCUACACGGCAUACAACUACAUAUCGUUUGCUGGCGUUCCCACAAAAGGGAAAGACAAAUGGGAAUCGCAAUGCCGGAAUCCGCUCGAAGUCACAUCGAUAUACGCCGCAUCGGACAUAUAUUGUAAUGAGCGGGAACGGGCGAUAGGCUUGACUCAGCUGGCCGACCAGUGCCAAGAAUUUGGGAACUUAGAGCUGCUGUCGAGAGAAGCCGUCGCUAAAAAUCUCACAGAGGAUGCAAUAAGGAAUAUGAAAACGGUCGACUAUCAAGAGUUGUCCCGAGGUGAAACAGUGGAUGCCCCCAUCCUUCUUUCUGCGUCUUACUUUGACCUAAUGUUCAAUACGAUUGAUUCUUGGGAAUUUGAAACUUGGUCACAUCAUGCAUUUAGUUAUAUUGGCUAUGCAUACUGGGGUGGCAUACUGUCACUGGGGAUGGUCUAUCGCUUGAGUGAUUGGUUAUUCUACCGCCGGCAACGCCGUGCAGAGCGUGCACUUGAAUCCAAUAUGUAUCCUCUCAUAAGGUUGUUAGAACAUAUCCCGCUGGUAGGCACAUGUCUUCAUUGGGUCCGGACUCAUAUCAUGAUUCCAGCGCCUUUGGCAACAACAUACGGUCGACACCUGCUAGGCUUCACGUUCUCUACCAGAGUCGAGGCGCUUAUAGUCAUGGGAUUUUGGACGCUCAGCAUCGUAUUGAGUGUCGUGGGCUAUCGGACUUUCCCCGGAAACAUUUACUGGCCUGACAUUCCAAGCCAGAUUCUGCGUUAUUCUGCAGACCGUACUGGGAUCAUGUCAUUUGCGAAUUUGCCUCUUUUAUGGCUCUUUGGAGGACGAAAUAAUAUCUUCCUGUGGGCCACCGGAUGGAGCUUUGCAUCGUUCAAUAUAUUCCAUCGUCAUGUGGCCCGGGUAGCUACUGUACAGGCAACAGUGCACUCUAUUCUUUACGUCGUCAUGUUUAUUCAAACCGGAAAAGCUUGGAGAGGUCUGUCGAAGACCUAUGUUUUGUGGGGAAUUUUAGGCACAUUUGUGAUGACGCUGCUGUUGAUCACCUCAUUGGAUCGGAUUCGUAUUGCGACAUAUGAGCUCUUCUUGAUUGCUCAUGUCGUGCUUUCGAUCAUCGCACUUGUCGGGUGCUUUUACCACACGAUUGUAUUCGAAGGGAAUGAAUAUUGGAAGUACCUGUGGCCCUCGGUGAUUUUAUGGGUGGUUGAUCGCUUCCUUCGAAUCGUGCGACUGUGUUACUGUAACCUUCACGUGAGUAUUUCAAAUGGAAGGAUUGUGAAGGUCUCUAUGAGCCGCAUGAUUUACAACGAAGCGACCGACGUGGUGCGGUUAGAGGUCACACCCGGAACGCCUUCCCUUCAACCUUCACCAGGACAGUACUAUUACUUAUACCAACCCUUUCGGCUUACUGGCUGGGAGAGCCAUCCUUUUACCGUUGGAGCUUGGUCUUACGAAAUAGGGAACCAGAACUCAUUGGCCCCGGCAUCCAAGGGAAAGUCGAUCAAAUUGCACGAUGUUUCGCAUGUACCGCUCCUUGCAGGUAGUGCCUCCGACCAGGAUUACCAAGGCAACUCAGGAAGUGGCUCAUCGGGUCAAGCAGAAUCGCUGAGGUUGAAACUGACAUUCUGGGUCCGCCCGUAUGACGGUUGGACCAAACAGUUGCGCCAGCAAUGUCUGAGCUCACCAGGCAAGACAAGCGACACAACCAUUCUUCUUGAAGGACCCUAUGGGGAAGCCUUUCCACUGUGGAGGUACGAAUCAGUCUUGAUUAUCGUCGGUGGGACGGGAAUAGCGUCGGCUGUGCCUUAUAUUCAGGAUCAUCUCCGCCGAUCUGUUGAAGACUGGGACGAAAGCCCCGAAAAUGAGAAAACACGAGUCAGAGACAUGGAGCUUGUUUGGACCACUAAACAAGCAGCGUUCAUCCAAGAUGUUUCUCGCCGGGAACUGAAAGGCGCCCUCGAACGAGAGGAUUUCCGUGCCUCUUUCUACGCUACGCGUGAUUCGACCACAUGCUCGGGAAAUCCUACCGAUUUUGGACUCGAUAUCCAGUCAGACCGACCUCACCUUCAAUCUCUGAUUAUGAGUCGGGUCUCCGAUGCGUGCUCAGCCGGUGGUAGCCUUGCGAUUCUCGUAUGUGGCCCACCUAGAAUGGCGGAUGAAGCACGUGCCGCGGCACAUCUUGCGAUGCGACAAGGCCACCGCUCUAUUAAAUUUGUGGAGGAGUCUUUUACGUGGUAG
Molecule: messenger RNA, 2316 nt
Organism: Penicillium robsamsonii
Lineage: Eukaryota; Fungi; Ascomycota; Eurotiomycetes; Eurotiales; Aspergillaceae
Product: ferric reductase family protein
Exons: 7
Coding region: 1-2316 (771 amino acids)
Biological process (GO): copper ion import; intracellular iron ion homeostasis; iron ion transport
Cellular component (GO): plasma membrane
Molecular function (GO): ferric-chelate reductase activity
Source: RefSeq, a predicted model, not a curated record